UGGCUAGUCUCUUUGCCUUAGUGGCAUUUGGAUCAUGCUGAAAUAUAUUUUAGCUCUUUGGAACAGUGACUAUGCUUAUUACGCCUUUGGGUCCUUGUUCCUUAUCAUGGUUGUGCGACAGUUCUGUUAUGCAUUUAGGAAACUUGCUAAUGAGAGCUGCUGCCAGUGUCAAAGAAAAGUCCAAAGGAGUUUGGAAGGCACAGAACAAAGAGUUUGGAGAUCUUCCCAGGAAGACACCAAGACCCCCUUGGAAGUGUUGUCCAUCCUGAAAAGCCAAACCUGGGUUCCCAAAGAAAGUAGCAUUCGGAAGCUGCUGUGUGAGGACCCUACCUGUUCCAUCUGUAAUACUGUGGCCUUGGAAACAAAGUUGCUGCUCUCUGGUGAGAAAGACUUGCACUCCCCCCCACUGCAGAACACAUCACUUGGGUCUUCUUACUUAGAGGCUAUGAGCACGUCUACUCUUUCUCUUGACCAAAGUUUGGACCGAAGCUCAUCUACGGAAUCCCUGUCAUCCCCACUCCCAGUCCAAACUCCUUCAACUCAGACAGCCUCCCUGUCUUCCCCCAGGGUCCCAAACUUCUGUCCCCUGAAUGGGGGGGCUACUGACGUCAAGAAGAACUGUCUGCAACAGAAGUACAGUCAACUGUUCUGCAGUCUCCCCUCUCUGCACAGUGAAUCCCUGGUAGCCACCUUUCCGAGGCACGACUCCCUCUCCUCACCCAGUAGCGUCUCCUCUUUGGACAGUACUUUCCUCUUCAAUGAAUUGUCCUUCCUCCCCUUGCUGCCACAUUCUACCCCUCCUCCUUCUCCACCUAUUCUGAUUGGGAACAGCAUCAAAGCCCCUGAAAAGACCCAAAUCAAUGUCCCAUUUCUCACUGUAGCUGAAUGUGAAACCUUGGAGUGGCAUCUACUACAGAGACAGCUCCAAAUGCUAUGGGGUCUACCCCCCUUAAUCCAGAUGAGUCAACAGUCCCAGAGACCCCUUGAUCAUGAACUCCGUGAGGCAGACCAGGUCCUUAUGCCUCCUUGUCCCAAAAUGAAGUUCUCUGUCCUCACAAGGGAGCUUUUUUUCUUCCCGGACCAUGCCAGGAGGCUCCUUGAGCUACAUUUUCAGAAGCGGAUCCUUCAGCAUCAGCUAAGGCCACCUCAGUCAAGCCAGAAGUCUGUUCCCCUGCUUCUGUCCCCAAUUAACCAGCCACAAGUCCCUGAGAGCACCUCGAUCGAAGUGAGACUUCCCCAAAAUGAAAAUCCCCAACUCAAGAUGGCUCAAGCACCUGCUCCCAUUAUGACUCCUGCCCAUUUCAUCAAGCCUGAAACCUAUGCCAAAGCUAGGGUGACCGUUCAAAGGCACAUAGAGAAAAAAUGUCUGCAGAUCAAACAAGGGAGCUUUCCAGACAUCAUAUCUGGGUCAUGGGACAUUGGGAACCAAUUGUCAGCGGGAGACCCUCCUACCCAGAGAAUUUUCGAAACUGCCCACUCCAAUAUGGAGUCAGAAGGCUUGGCUUUCCAAGAUCCAUAUACAACAGCAUGGAUGGAGCACCAACAGAAACUAACACCGCUGGAUGAAACCAUGAGGCAGCCAGACCAGGCUGUGACCCUCCCAGAGAGCGUAAUUGAGAAACUGCAAAUGAUUUUGAGACACAAAUACUUGACUUUCUUAUCAGGAUUACCAGCUCUUUAUUAUGUGGCUCUCUAUAGGGCAAUGUCCCCUUUAGCUAUUUCCCAAACGGAUGUGCCUGGCAUGGGGCAAGGGGUAGGAAAGGAACAAAUUGACCCCAUAAGAUACAGGAUAUGGGCUGAAGAACAAUCACUUCUCCCCAAAGCAGAGAUUAAUGAUUCCACCAUGAACUCUAGGGACACUGGAAAUGAAUUAGUGGUUUCACAACAGAUAAACGUCUCAGAGGCAGUACCAGAAAGAGGAGGCAAUGAGAAGAGUCCACACGGAAUAGGUGAACAAAGAGGGUUUGACUGCCCACAGUGUCCCUAUUCACCAAGUAAGUCUGUCAUCUUGGCCAAGAUGGAUUCCCACCUAAGGAAGAAGGUGUUAGAAGUAAGUAUGGGGAUUCCCCAAAAAGCUAUAGAUUCUAGGGAACUCUCUGAAGCUCUGCAAUUUUCUUUACCUGAGCCUGGCUUAGGACAUGUUCCCACAGCUGUGAGUCCAGAAAGCCCCAAAGAACUACAAAGGAUUCUCGGCAGACCAGGGAGCCAAGAGUUCCCAGAAAUGUGCUCAUUACCCGCGGCAAUAGAUGUUGAGGUUCCAAGCUGGACGUAUUUUAAGGAGCAGCUCUCCAAUAAGCUGGAGCUCAGUUUGAUGAGAACAUCAGAGUACCAAACUCAAAGCUCCCCCACAGCUCUUUCCCUGACAUCCCCCCACAUCCCAGGCUUCCAGGUUUCCAAGGUUACCCAGCCACACUCCCAGAAAAAGCCCAGUAGGGGCAUGGCUGAUGCUCAAGUGCUCCAUGUACAUAUGGAAGUAGAACAGAGAAGCCCAAGCCAAGGGAAGUACUGGAAAGUGGAGCCACAGAGUCCCUGGGAUUGCCAGGCCAAGGGCAUCAGCUCAAGCCCAAACAAGAUAGAAGGCUCCAAAGGAGAAGAUCAGGGUGGAGGGGAUGCAGGGUGGGGGACCUCUUCUCUCAAAAGAAGGAGCCAUGCCCUCAAGGCCAGAAGGCCAACCAAGCCUCCUAUGAGCAGGGCCCUGAGAUCCCCACAUCCAGGGGACAAGGACCCUUAUCGCACCACCCCCCUCCAGAAGUUUCCUCAAUCUUUUUCCAAAGCUGAGAAUUCAGGGGCACUUUUUGGAGUGCCAGAGAGGAAAGAGGCUGAGUGGGAUGACCAUAAAGGCAGCCAAAGAAAGUUGAAGGACACUUCUUCUCUGACAAGGGACCCUGAGAACUCCCAAUCCAGUGACCCUAAAAAUCCCAUCAAAGUGGCCCAGAGAGCAAAAAGUAUGCAGGUCCCAGAGGGGACAGUUUAUACUCCCCAGGGUCAAACCCCUUCAAAAAACAGCUUCAUGGAAAAGAUAAAAUACUUCCUUCACUGGUUCAGCCUCAGGAAAAAAGUUGGGAGUCAGAACUUAGUCCACACCUUCCCCAGGGCUGAGGUGUCACCAUCCAAGAAGGGUAUUCCUAAGAAGGUUCCGAUCUCAGCCAGCGGCUCCACAAGUAAGGGACAGAAAGCCAAGAAGAACGUGGAAUUCAAGGAGCACUCCUACCCAUUCCCAAGUAAGAACCUUCUGGUCAGUGCCAAGGUCCCCCCAACGAGUCAGAUCCACCAUCUCAAUUGCCACAAGGGCCAUCCACACUUCUGGAACCCAGAACAGUGCCAGCGCUUCAAUCACUGUUCAGAUAUGUAUGUUCAGCAGGAAAAUGAUCCUUCUUCCCUCAUGCCUUCUGAGGACAACUUUUGCUCCCUCAGAAAUAAAGUCCAGUCCCAACAGAGAGAGUGACUUCAUUCUCAUGAAUGCAUACCCUCUGAUCAGGACAGUAUUCUUUUCCAUCAAUGUGGGGCCACCGUCCUUCCCAAAUACAUUCUAUUCCUCUAAUGGGAGAGCAGAGUCUUCUGUCCCUUCACCCACCCCCUACUCUGUUGUUUGGGGCUUGGGGGGGGAUGAGGGGAGGGAGAACCACCUAGCAUUCUAAUGUGCCCCAAGAUCUUUCUCAUUAGGAUUUCCUGUAAUCUCAGACCCACAUUCCAGACAGCGGUGGUGCCUGUCUAUUACAGCUAUGGGUGGAGAAAUUAAGGUACAAAGAAGGGAGAGGACUGGGGACUGAACCAGCCUCCUUUGAUGAUAUCCCAGCAAAUGGGGAGUAAAGAAAUGUGGGUUAGAUGAGAAUGCAUUUUGGUGGAUUUACAGCUGGCUAACC
This is a messenger RNA of Phascolarctos cinereus (koala), 3863 nucleotides long. Its product is annotated as protein SPATA31F1-like. The record is from RefSeq and is a predicted model, not a curated record. Lineage: Eukaryota; Metazoa; Chordata; Mammalia; Diprotodontia; Phascolarctidae.